Messenger RNA from Lottia gigantea (owl limpet), 534 nucleotides. RefSeq lists its product as hypothetical. The record is from RefSeq and is a predicted model, not a curated record. The transcript has 5 exons. Lineage: Eukaryota; Metazoa; Mollusca; Gastropoda; Lottiidae. Bases 1 to 534 code for a protein of 177 amino acids.
AUGUUCAGUAGAAAUACAGAGGACCUCAUUAUUAAAGUCAGCUCAUUCAAGAAAAAAACACAUCGCAGCAAAUCUUUUGAUUAUCCAUCAAGAUUACUUGAACUAGAGAAAGAUCUAGAUGUGUUCAGCUCCAAACAAAACCGCUCAAACAAUGGCAACAAAUCAAGUAGUAAACCUUCCAAAUCAGCUGGGCGAACUGCAAGACGUGAAUCUGCCAUUACUGUGCCAACAUUUUUAGAACCUCCAACAGCUCGGCAGAGGAGAGGUUCUCUACAGUUGCCUUUCUUCUCUAAAAAUGAUGGCAACUCCGGGGUGAAAUUCCCUGAUGACACUUUUGGAAGUUUACGUGGAAAUAAAAGAAGUAAUUUAUCCAUUGAUGAUACGUUUUAUGCUUCCUCCAUCAGUCCUGGAGGAACUCUUGGAUUCAGUGAAGGCAAGAAAAUCAAGUCUCAGAAUAAACUAAGUAAUUUAUUCAGUCCACAGAUAAAGUUUCCAAUUUUUCUUGUACUUUGUCAACAACAAUCUGCAUUAUAA